This is a messenger RNA of Linderina pennispora, 3396 nucleotides long. RefSeq lists its product as uncharacterized. The record is from RefSeq and is a predicted model, not a curated record. Bases 1 to 3396 code for a protein of 1131 amino acids. The transcript has 7 exons. NCBI's taxonomy places the organism in Eukaryota, Fungi, Kickxellomycota, Kickxellomycetes, Kickxellales, Kickxellaceae. Gene Ontology annotation, molecular function: metal ion binding.
AUGGCCGACAAGUACGUUCUGGAGGAGCAGACGGCGUUCGAGAACGGCGAGCGUGAAGGAUUCCCGUGUUUUGUGUACAAGCACCGGGCAAGCGACUUCCGAGUUGUGGUAUGCCAGGUGCCCGGCCCGGUGUGCAAAAUGGCAGUGUGCGUUCCAACGCCAUGUAAGGAUCACAAGGGGAAGCCGCAUACGCUGGAGCACUUGGUGUUUUGUGGGUCAAAGGCGUUCCCUUACCGUGGAUACAUCGACACAGUGGCAUCGCGCAACCUCGGCCUGCCCAUGAACGCGACGACCUUUAAUGACAUGACACUGUUCAAGUUCAUGGGGCUCACCCAGCAGGGCGCUGCAAAUGUCCUGCCCGUCGCACUUGAUCACAUCAUGCACCCGCUGCUGCUGAACACGCAUUUUGCAACUGAGAACAUGUACCCGCCUCGGUCGACGUACUCGUUUGGAGCCGGCGGCCUUCCGCAGAGCAUCUCCGAGCUGACAAACGAUGAAAUCAAAGAGUACCACGCCAAAUACUACAACUACGGUGACAUCACCCUGCUUCUCGUCGGCGCCUACGAUGAGUGCCCAGCCGAGAUUUUUGAUGCGCUGGACAAACUGGAUGCCGAGAUUUCAGCCGCGCCGCCCAAGAUCUCUCAGCCAAUGAAAUCGCCGCAGAUUACCCGCGAAAAGCGUCGCCACGACGUCGUGUUUGCGUCAGAGAGGACCACCAAGGGCUCAAUGGCAUUUGCGUGGGAGGGGCCGGCCUGCGAGGAUGUCGAAACCCAGAUUGCGCUGGAGAUGCUGAUCGACUAUCUGAAGAACGAGCCGACAUCACCGAUGCGUCUGAGGUUCACCAACCGCCCAGUGCAGAUUGCCGGGGAUAUCGACUUCUCCAUCCGCCCGUAUAUCCCAACCAUGAUUGAGCUCAAUUUUCUCGAGGUGCCUCUCAAAUCGUAUGCCACGCACCUGGGAGCUGCAGUGGCAUCCACUACCAUGUCGACGCAGAACCGCCGUCCGCCCACAUAUGUUCCUGUAUCCCAAUCAGCAAGUGCAGCAAGCAGCUACCCGUCGCCUGCCGAAGCCUACGGGGCUACUGACCUGACUACACAGAGCGACGAUGUAGUUAAUCUGUUCUCACAUAACAGCUACCGCCGUAAGUUGAUGGACGUGUUCACAUACAUGACCGACUACUGGCUGGAACACCGGUGGUCACACUUCCACAGCUAUAUUGUCAAGCGCAACGCGGCUAUUGCAGCAGCCUUCGGGAAGACGGCGAUGGACUACGCUGAUAUGUAUGGCCUCGUCCAGAUGCUGUCUCGCGAUGCAACAGCGUUCCGGUUCUCGCCCGAGUCAAUUGCAAAGUCUAGGCCUAAGUUUGGCUCGCGUGCCAAGCAGUUCACGAUCCGCCGUGAGCUCGAGCAGAAGGACCACAAGUUCUGGGAAGCACUUAUGCAGCGCUGGCUGAUUGACAACAAGCUGGUGCACCUGGCAAUGAUUCCAGACUCCAAGAUGAGCAUUCAGAUUGAGGCCGAACGCAACCUGAGAAAGCGCUCAUUCUUGGAAAGCCUGACGCCGGAGAAGAUGAAGGAGGUCGAGCGAAAGAACGCUGAGGCCAUGGAGUCAACCAAGAUCAACAUUCCGAUGGAAGUGCUGAGGGCGAUGCCCCCGACGCCCGAUGUCUCCAAAGUGCAACUGCCGCCGUUCUACGGAUUCGGGUUCAACUUGGCUAGCGAGCGUGCGGGCCAAGCAACACCGUUUGGCUACGGUCGCGUGUUGGUCGUGCCGACUGAGAUUGAGGCCAGGUUCCAGGUCUCCCUGCCUUUGGCUGGCCUGUCUUGCGACUUGUAUCCGUACCUGGUUCUGUUUACUGAGCUUCUGGCCACCCUUGCAUCCGAGCUGAUGAAUGGCGAUGACGGCCAGGAGAUGCAGCCAUCCGAGAUGCCCAUGCAGUACAUUCCUAGCGAGCAGGUGGAUGCGUCGUUCAGCAAAGCAGCAAUCUGCGCGCUGCGUUCAGGGCUGAUGGUUUUGAAACUGCUGUUUGGCGACUUUGGCAUCGAUGCUAUCCACAAAACUGCUACCCGCCUCAGAGCUAUGGUGAACCGCAACAAGGAGAUGCACAACUCGAUACUCAUUGACAUGUUCCAGUGGCUGCGUGCACCUGGUGCAUUCGAUGCCAGCUCGCUGGUCAGGAACCCGCUUGUGCCUGGUGUCAUCACAAACACCAGCAAGGAGCCACUGGGACGUGUCCUGAAUUUGUACUUCCAGGCAUCAUUCAUGAAGUCUGUGACGCAGUCUCUGUCAAGCGCAGUGUCGGGAGACGAUGCGAUGCCAUCCAGCACGCACAAAGUAAGCGAUGCAAUUGCCCGCAUCCGCAUGCAUUUUGCAAACUGCAUAGCCCGCACUGGGCUGCUCCAUGUCACUUUGCCUGAGAAGCAAACCGACAUCAAGGCUCGCGUUAUAGUGGACGCUUUGAUUGAGGAGUGGCGGGUGCGCACAAGCAUGUGGCGUGAGACCCACCUGACGAUCAUCGCUCCAUCGUCGCCUUCCGAGCCCGUAGUGCCUUACGCCUCGCCAAUCCCCUUGAUCACUACCGCACAAUUGCAGGCGUCUGGGCCGCCACGCAAGCGCCGCAGGAGCACAGCACAGCCAGUGAAGGCUGUGCCGGAGCACAAGAGCCCUGUGGUUGCGGGACCGCCUGGUGAGCGUCGCGGCAGCCGCCUGUUUCUGCCGGAGCUACGCACAUCAUACUUUGGCGUCCAGGUCCCGCUCGACAUCCCCAAGGAUCCAGUGGAUACGGCAUUGGUUUCCAUCGACAAGCAGCUCGAGUCCUUGCCAGCACUUGACAUAUUCUCUUUCCAAAUCCUGGCUGGGCUGCUGAGUCGCUCAGAAGGACCAUUGAAGAACGCAAUCCGCGGACGCGGCCACGCCUACGGAAUCGGCAUCCACGCUCGCGCAGAAAACGGCCAUAUGGCGAUCUACAUCAGCCAUGCAGUCGACCCUAUCAAGGCGCUGCACGCGCUGUGGGAGGUGAUCGAAGACAUGUGCACCGAAGAAGGCUGGGCUGCGCGUGUCAAUGAGGUCCAGCUCGAGGCUGUCCAAAGCCCAGGCAGCGCCAUCCCGUUUGACGAUGCAACAGCCAUCCUGCGCGGGUUCUCGGGGCUUGAAGAGUCGAUCAAGUGGUCCGCCCGCCACAUCGAGCAUAUCACACUCGAUGACCUGCGCCGCGUAUUCCUAAGGUUCUUCCGGCCGAUCGUGCAGAAGACUGGCAAACACAUUUAUCUGUUUACUACGCCCACCAAGACCGAAGACGAGGAAUCUGAAUUCAUGAAGCAGCUGAAUGACAACCCGUACGACAUCGAGUUCAAGCAGAUCGAACUGUCUGUCUUGGAUCCUAUCAUCAGCCUCUAG